AUGAGGCCUUCAGAAGCAGCCUUUUACCUUCUCCUGGUGUUGCUGGUGGUAGAACUGCUGCCUGAAUCAACCUAUGCCAACAACCCCCGAUACGAGAAGUUCCUGACCCAGCACUAUAACAAUCCCAAGAGCAGUUUUAGUGGCAAAUACUGCGAUGCUAUCAUGUCCCAGCGGGGCCUCACCCGGCCUCAGUGCAAAGAAGUGAACACCUUCAUCCACGACACCACAAAUAAUAUCAAAGCUGUGUGCAAAGAGGGCGGGGAGCCCUAUGGGCAGCUGCGGCGGAGUAAGGAGCACAUGAAGGUCACCACGUGCAAGCUCAAGGGCAGCUCGACCCACCCCCGCCCACCAUGCGAUUACAGAGAAAACUCCUCACCCAGAUACAUCGUCAUUGGCUGUGAAGAUGGCUGGCCCGUCCACUACGAUGAAAGCCAGAUUGUGACAACUGUUUGA
Messenger RNA from Hemicordylus capensis (graceful crag lizard), 453 nucleotides. Its product is annotated as angiogenin-like. NCBI's taxonomy places the organism in Eukaryota, Metazoa, Chordata, Lepidosauria, Squamata, Cordylidae. The record is from RefSeq and is a predicted model, not a curated record. Bases 1 to 453 code for a protein of 150 amino acids. The transcript has a single exon. Gene Ontology annotation, molecular function: nucleic acid binding.